GUUUGUUUACAAGUUUAAAAAAUUGAUUCUUUUGUAAAAGUGUUUUAAGUUAGAUAUUUUACUUGUUAUGGGGGCCCCGGGCCAAGGAGGUAGACAUGGAGCGGCGCCGGCCGGCCUUCCUACGCUCCCACCCCAAGUCCAGAGAUACUAGUAGAUCCUCGCUGAGGAUGGAGAAGGAGGAUGGCUCGGAGUCCCUGGCGAGGCAGAACCAGGACCUGCGGCGGCGUCUGGAGGAGGAGACUGCCAACUACAAGCGCCGCCUGGACACGUACAGACAGGCGCAGAGGCACCAAGCCACUUUGGUCAGCCGCCUCCAAAACAAGGUGGUCCAGUACAAAAAGCGAUGUGAAGAGUUGGAGAGUCAUAUGGACGAUGAUGCUGUGACAUUCGCGCCAGAGACACCGGGCCGAGUGUACACGACACCGGGUUCGGCGCUGGACGCAGCACAACAACAUUUACGAGAGAUGCGGGACAGGGACGAGCGGAUACACGACCUGGACACGGCCCUACGCCGGCUGGAGGACGAGCGCCGCAAAUGUGAGAAGCUGAUAUCAGUCAAUGAGGCAUUGAGAGAUCAACUGAGAGAGGCUCAUGAGAGUAAUGAGGCUCUGACCAACGACCUGCAGAAGCUGACCAUGGACUGGGACCAGAUGAGGGAGGAGGUUGUAGCUAAGGAGGAGGAAUGGAAGGAAGAAGAGCAGUAUUUCAACGAAUACUACUCGAUGGAGCACAAUCGACUGUUGAACCUCUGGCGUGACGUGGUGGCUGUGAAGAGACAGUUCUCUGAGAUGCAGACGGCCACGGAGAGAGAUCUCAACAAGAUGAGGGGAGAGAUAUCAGCCACCACAAGAGAGAUGGUGGUAGCAGCCGGGGGCAUCAGCAGUAGAGUCAGUCUAUCUAGUGUGGCUGGGGAGAAGCAGCAACAGCAGGCAGCCAUAGAGUGUGCAGAGUUGCGCGCACAAAUACACGCUCUGCGGGCUGAACAUGAGAACACCGUUGGACAGGUGCGCAACAAGGAAGACCACAUCCAGCAACUUACCAGGGAACUGCAGCAGUUGGAGGAGAGGUGUGCUGCUGCGGAGGCUGGUGUAGGACAGGUAGCCAGGAUGCAGGAGGAGGUAGAUCUGCUGCAGAAUGCUCUGAGAGACAUCGCCACCGCAGUCAUACAAGACUCUGAGGGUAGAGAUCCCGAACCUCAGCCAACACCUCAUGUACACCUGACACCAUCACAGGCUGUGCCUCCCAGAUCACCCAAGCGUGGAGCAUUGCGAACUUCCCCAGCAUUUGCAGAAAGCACUAUUUCAGCUGUCCAAGCAGCCUUGCAUAGAUACCAACUGCAGAUCCACGAGCUACAGGUUAAGCUGCAAGCCAGCAAGGAGCAGCUGUCCAUGUCCAAGAGACAGGCAGAGAGCUGUGAGGAGACGACAAAGACACUGGAGGUUCGUGUGGCGGAGUUGACGUCUCAACUGGACGCUACCAGAGCACAGGUCACGCAGCUACACACAGAGAAGGAGAUGUUGGUCAAGUCCCUGGACUCUGCGCGCGCAGAGAAGAAUGCACUGGACAAGAACAGGCUGGAGAUCAAUACAAUGCUUGAGACACUGAGUGCAGACUAUGAGAAGGUCCAAAAAGCAAACUCUCGUCUUCAAAAACUAGUGGAAACACUUGAAGAUGAAAAGGUUUACUUACAAAACGAAAUGGACAAACUGAUGAAGGAUUCUGAAAUAAGAGAGAUGGCACUGAGGUCAGAGGAGGACAGAUGCAGCAGACUGAGGGAAGAGCUUCUGACAGUGAGGGAGGAUCUCAACAAGGCGUACCUGGCCAAGGACAUGCUGGAGCAACACAAGGCUGAGGCUGAGAUACUGCUGGCUCAGGUGGAGAAGAGCAGAGGGGAAGUGGAACUAGAGCUGGAGAGAGUGUUACUGGAGCGCUCGGAUGUUCAUGAGUCUCUUUCCAAAACUGAGAGCCUUGUUAACUCUCUUGAACAGGACAAGAAAAAACUGAUUGACGACGUCAGACGGCUUGAGCAGGAGAAGGCAGCUCUGCAGAGUCAGGUGGUUGACCAGAACAACGACCUCGGCUCUCUGCGCAAGGAGCUGCUGACGGCUGAACAGACACGGCUAGACCUCGACUCUGAGAAAGUCUCACUCCACGAAAAACUCAAGUUCCUGGAGAUCGAGAAAGAGAAAGUAGAGUUAGAGCUAGCACAGAUGUCCAGAGACAGGGGAGACCUGAGCAAUCAGUUGUCCAUCAUGGCUCGCAAGAAGGAAAGCCUAAAUGAGGAAGUGAUGAGGAUACGGCAGCGGCUAGAGCAAGCCAAUGAGAUGAACUCUCGUAUCAACCGCAAUCUGGAGGACCUAGUCAAGGAUUGCGAGGAAAAACAGGUUAUGCUAGAAGCAAAUGACAAGGAGUUACAACGUCUUCAAGAACAAUUGGCUUCAAUGCGAGCAGAAAAAGAAGCUCUGGAAGGAGUUCUCUUUGAUACUCAAUCAAACCUGGAAGCAACUGAAAACAAGAGGGCUCAGUUGGAAAAGGAACAACAAGAUCUACUUAUUAAACAGGAAACUCUGAAGGGGCAGAUUUGUCGACUGAACAAAGAGUUGGAGAACAGCGAUCGAAGAGCGAGAGAGAUGAAAGCCACGUUGACUCAACAGUUAGCUCUGAUGGAGGCAGAAUGUCAGCAGACAAUAGCAAACCUGCGUAAACACAACGAAGACUGCAUUAUCAGACUGACAGAUGAGAAGGAACAGGUGAGAAUCAGCUUGGAAAAGCGUUUACAAGCCACAGUUUCUCAGCUCGGGUCAGAGAAGGACGGAGAGAUUCAACAGCUUCAGGAACGAAUAAGAGCGUUAGAACAACACAUUGAGAACAUCUGCCAACAGCACGAAGAAGCUUUGGUGCGUGCUGAGAACGAUAAACAGCAGGCUCUGCUCAUCGCUCAACAUGACCAGCAAGCUCUGCAAGAGAAGUUUUGCGGUUUGAAGCGAGAACUUGAGGAGGAACGAAGUCAGGCAGAGCGGGCCCGACGUGAAGCAUUGGCUCGUAUUGAGCAAGAUCGAGCAAGCAUCAACACAUUGAGGGACGAACUAGCUAGAGUCAAAGCCAGGAUGGAAGAGUCUAGAGGCAAAGCUGAAGAGGAGAAAGCCAGAUUGGAGAACAAAAUUGAGGAAAUCCGCAAGGAAAGAGAUCUCGUGCUGCAAGAAAGUGAGGAGUUGAAAGUUCAACUGCAUCUGUUGGAGGACAGAUUUGAUCACCUGCAGGCUCAGUUGCAUGAGACCCAGAGGAGAUUGAAGGAGGCGGAGAACUUAGGAGAGUCAUUGCGCAAGGAGUUGAUGGAUGUCCGACGCCAACUGGGAGAUGCAACAUAUGAGAAGGAGAAGUACAACACAAGCAACAAGGAGCUGCGAGAGACGAUCAAACGCUCCGAGGGUGAGAAGCGUGAACAGGCUCGCACACUGGAGGAGGCCUUCCAGAAGAUUUCAUCCCUGGAAGACAGCCGGACUGGAUUGGAAGUUGAGCGUGCCAGACUGCAAACUCUGAAUCGAGAACUAGAGAAGCAGGUGACGGCGAGCUCCCACCAAGGAGCUGGUCUACAGGAAGAGCUCCAGCGGCUCAAUAUGAGCUUCAGUGCAGCUCAGUCUGAGAACAAGGAGCUACAGACUCGACUCACCACAGAGAAUGAGGAGAGAGAACGAGCUCAGCAAGAGACCAACCAGCUCAGGAAACAACUGAUGGAGCUGGAUGGAGGGCUAGAGGCGGCCAGACAGGAGAUCCUACGACUGCGUACCCGAGGGGACGAGGAGGAGAUGCGAUGGAGGCAGCGCGAACAGGAGCUACUGGUGCGACUGGAAGAUGGAAGAGCUAAAGAGAGGAAACUAGAGGACCAGCGGCACAACCUGGAGGUUUGCCUAGCAGACGCCACACAGCAGAUAUCUGAGCUCAAGGCAAGACUCGGUGGAGCCGAAGGAAGGGUGCGAGCUUUAGACAGCAACUUGAUGCAACUGGAGGCAGCUAAGAAGGAAGUGGAGCAGAAGCUGAGCUCUGUGGGCUCGACGCUGCGUCGUAUUGCUGGCAUACAGCUUGACGGCUCAGUCAGUCUUCCAUUCAAACUCACAAGUCCUUCACGACGGUGGAGUCCGGUCCGUUGUAAAUCAGCCUCUGGAGACCACCACAGUGACAGUGCGAGAGGAGACCCGAUCAUUGACGUGGACCCUGAGGUCGUCAGGAAAGGAGUUCGUAACCUGAUGCAUCAAGUUGCUCAGAUCGAACGGGAAAGGGAUGACCUGAAGGCAACGGUUGCUGGGAUGAAGAAGCAGUUGCAAGAAGCACAGGAGGCUCAAGGCAAACAGGAUAACAAACUGACAGCAGCUCUGGCCAGCCUGAGACAGCUGCAAGAGGAGAAGAAUGAGAUGGAAACAAGACUGGGACAGAAACAGGCCUCACUGCAGGCUCAGAGCGAAGCUCUCCAGCAGAAGACGGAAGAAGCUCAACAUCUACGGGAGAAGGUUAUGAGUCUGGAAUUGAGUGUUAGCGGAGGCUCGGAGGAGAAGGCUCAGUGUGAAGAGAAACUAGAGAAGAUGCGACAGUCGCUAGCUAGGCUGGAGGGAGAGAAGCGGUCUCUGCAGGAGGAGCUGGGCAGAGUGGAGGCUAGGGCUACCAAGCUAGAGCUGCAGAGGAUGAGUCUGGAUGGAGACUUGCAGAGACUCCAGAUGGUGCUGCAGGAGAAGGACGCUCAUGUCAAGAAACUGUCAGACAAGGCAGAGACUCAGGCUCGUAACCUGACCGCGCUGGAGGAACGCUGCGGCUCUCUGAAGGCGACCAUUGACCAGCUGAACAUGUCACUGGAGCGAGCCUCAGCCACUGAGACUGAGCUGAGACUGGAGAUACAGAGUCUGCAAAGGACACUACAGGAUACCAGUCAGACCUCUCACACCAGCACAGAGAAACUCAAACAGCUGCAGAAGUCGCUGACCAACAGUGAGAAUGAGCGUAGAGUUAUGGCCGAGCGGCUAGACGCGGCGCAGCAAGCGCUUCAAGAGCUUCGUAGAGCACACCAACACCUCACCGACACCCACGCCAGGACCAAUCAGGAGCUCACCAACUGUGAGGUACAGAGAGCAGGUCUGGAGUCUCAACUGAGAUUGGCCAACUGGCCAUCAGAGUCCGGAGGUGAGGACAGUGAACUGCAUCGUCUGCAGAAGGAGCGGAGUGAGCUCAGGAUUAAAGUGGAAGCCUUGCAUGACAAGGUCCGUCACUUGGAGAAUGAGAAGCGCAGUAUGGAGCGCAAGAUGCAGUCGCGCAGCAAGAGUUUUGAGAGAGCAGACAAGUCUUCCCAUGACACUCUGUGUAGCGGACGGGAUACUAACCAGCUGGAUCUGGAGAACAGGGAGUUGAAGCACAAGGUACGGAGGUUAGAGGCUUUGCUGGAGGAGAAAGAGGCGGAGCUGUCAAGACUCAAAGGAUCCAUGGAACAUCAUUCCUCUAGGUCGACGUUAGAUCGGAGUGGAGAGUUAGAGAAGUACCGUGCAGGUCAGCUGCAAGCGGAGAGGCUACUGGAGGCGAGGGAACAAUCACACAGACAGCAGGUUCAGCGGCUGGAGAGUCAGAUCCAGUUGUUAAGGGAGCAGCUGAACCAGGAGGUGAAACGCAGACAGAUGUAUGUGCUGCGCAGCUCGCGCAUGGGACGCGAGGCGCAGCAGCUGCGACAAGUGUUGGGUGAUUCGUUGUCUCGUGUGUCGCAAGAUCCCUCGCUAGACGCAGGCCUGUUGGAACACGAGGCUCGAAAACUGGAUACCUCGAUGACUCCGCUAGCUCUCCCCCCUCCCCGACCACACACACCCCAUACACCACACUAGGGGAGUGUGGGUAGAAUGUUGAGGUAAACGGUUCACUCAGGCUCCUAAAUUUGGGGCCGUAAACGGGUUACCACUGAUGAGAGAAGCCUAAGUUGGCUUAAUGAGUGGUAACUGAAUCAGUUUUUUGAUGAUCUCCAAGUAUUGGAGGUUGA
This is a messenger RNA of Macrosteles quadrilineatus (aster leafhopper), 6007 nucleotides long. RefSeq names its product rootletin (gene Root). NCBI's taxonomy places the organism in Eukaryota, Metazoa, Arthropoda, Insecta, Hemiptera, Cicadellidae. The record is from RefSeq and is a predicted model, not a curated record. Bases 96 to 5855 code for a protein of 1919 amino acids. The transcript has 36 exons.